GCAUGCAGGCAGUCGACCGCUGCAAAGUGUUGAGCGCGGGACAGAGCCGGUUUAGCCCCACAGCACUCCUCAUCUGUCCAAGAGAAGAAACCCCCCCAAAACCUCUACUGUGAGGCGCUCACCCCCACUCAUCCCAACCAAUAAUGUGAAAAUCAGACGGGGGAGAAAAAAAAAAAAAAAAGGACUGUCAGAUGUUCAAACUAAUCGUCGCUUCAUCACACUUGAGCGCCGUCUAUUUCCAACACUGUCCCACAGCUCGCAGUCAGGUUGCAGUAGGAUAUCCACAAGGAUACCUGGUGUGAGAUGCGGCAAUGUCCCGAGGAGCAUGCCCACGCGUAAACUCUUGCGGAUCCUUUUGGAUUUUGUCGCUGGUGGUCGUGUUUGCGGCGAUCGGCGCGGACGCGUACAGCUGUCAUGAAGUGAGGACCGCUUUCCAGCUGCGGCAGGUCGGACCGCUGCACCGCGUACCGGAGACACCUGGCACAGAUGUGGAUCUGUUGGUUUGUAAGCACCAGGGUCCGUCAUGUUGCACCAGAAAGAUGGAGGAGAGCUACCAGUUUGCUGUAAAGCGAGAAACCCUCCACAACAUUCACUCCUACAGCUAUGAGCUCGAGCAUCUCAUCUCCGGCCACUCGGAUGCCUUCCAGGACAUGUUCCAGUACCUUCUGUCCUUCUCUCAAGGCCACCUGAGUUCAUUACUGGAAGGAUCCUACUCGUCCCUGUCCCGCCAUGCCCUGCCCCAUGUCAACCAACUCUUCUCCUCACUCUCCCUCUACCUCCGGGGGGCCAACGUCUCCGUGGAGGCAGCAGUCCACCAGUUUUUUAACAAUAUCUUUCCGCUUGCCUAUACGCGCCUUAUCAACCCAGGCAUCGAGGGCAGCAUGAUGGUGGGCGGCGACAUGGGCGACUGUCUUCGUAUGAUCAGGCAGGACGUCAACCCCUUUGGGCCUCAUCCGGCCGUCAUGGCCCAGGAGCUGGCCGGGGCGCUGGGGGCCGGACGACAGCUAGGUCUGGCCCUGGAAGAAGGUCUGGAGGUGAUGAACGCUACCGAACAUGCCAGCCUGAGCAAAGAGUGUGUAAAAGGCCUCGUGAAGAUGGUUUACUGCUCCCACUGCAGAGGUUUGACGCUGAUCAAGCCCUGUGUGGGCUACUGUCUGAAUGUAAUGCGCGGAUGCUUGGCCAGCGUGUCAGAGCUGGAUCAGCCUUGGCGGAGGUAUACCAGCUUGUUGGAGCAGCUAACCCACGCCAUGGCCGGGCAUCACAGCCUGGAAUUAGCCCUGCUAGGGGUCAGGGGGCACGUUGACGAGGCCUUGCUCUACGCACAGCUCCACGGUCCACUCAUCACUGCCACGGUGGACAAGGUGUGUGGCCUGACUACGGGCGAACCUACAGGCAUGCAGCCUACGAGCCCAGAGGUCACAACCUCUAGCGUGACCUCAUCUUCUCCUCUUCCAUCUGCCGCCCCCUCCCGCCCUUUACCAGAGCAGUGGCCGGCGCAGCUAGCCCACUUAAGGAGCUCAUUCCCCCUGAAACCUUCCAAGAACAAUAAACAUAGUCUGAGAACGCUCUCUAGGGAGUUCUUGAUGCACCUGCAGCGCUAUAAGUCCUUCUUUGCGGCAUUGCCAGAGAUGCUGUGUGAAGGCGAGAAUGUAGUGGAUGACUCCACUUGUUGGAGCGGAGAUGGUGUGGUGGAAAGCUACACAGGCAGAGUUGUAGGAAAUGGUCUGCAUGCCCAGAGGCAAAACCCAGAGGUCAAAGUUCGCAGCGUGGAUCCUGCAGUGGUGGAGGUCAAAGAGAGGUUGGAGAACUUCAACCAGGAGACCCAGGAGAAGUUUCCAAAACUGGGCCAGAUGGAGGCCUGGGAUGAGCUGGGCAGUGGGGAAACAGAGGAGGGCAGCACCACAGACUGUGAUGAUGAAGACGGUUGUCAGUCCUCAGGAGACGGUCAGGAAAAGAACUUACACACAGAAGUCUCCAGCGAAGGGAAGCCAAUUGGGAGACAGCCUGGAGGUAGAAGCCCACAAGAAAACCCCUCUAAGCCCCCUUCGGUGAGGGUGAUAGGGGGAUCGCCGUCUGCCAGCUGGGCUCGACCCUGGAGCCUCGCGCUGCUCCUCUCUGGACUUUGCCUGCAGUGGAUCCUGUUCUGAUGCCAGCAGCAGCGUCUGUGAAUCAACCCUCACCCAUGCCCCUUUAGGAACCUACAUGCACACAGACAUUCAUAGCAUUUACAUAUCACAAAUAUAAUCCUUACUCCUGUCCUCAGCCUACGCGGAUGGACGGUAAUGAAGGAACAGUACAAACGGAGAGCAGGGCAGGUCGUGGACUAGCGUUCUCGGAGACUGUAGAUGGGAAAGGGGGCUAAUGCAGGAACCUGUCGUCCUGCAGCAUCACCAACGCGGGUGUUUGCACAAGCUGAUUCCAUGUACGCUCAUCUAUAAAGAUAAAGCUUUCCACUACGUUUGGCAUGUUUGCGUGUGCAGACGCAAAUAAAGCCCCUCGCAGCUCCUCGCUUCACUCACACAAACACAGCCUUUGUGAUUCAGAACGGGACUGCGCCUUUCUGAUUUUACUUAAGAACACUUAUAAACAAAUCACUUACACGCAUUUUACAUACACCAGAACAGCUGUCUUCUUUUUUUUUCCUGCUGCUGGUUUUUACUUAUCUGCUCGAGCUCCCAAACCUCAUCACCGUUUGCCAGCCAGGCAGAAGAAUUCAGCUCAUUUGAAAACUCAGCUCAUUUCUUUUUUGGAGGAUUAAGGAAUGCAUGAUAGACUGAUAGAUCAGUCCCAGGUGCCUGGCCCAGAACAGCAGAUUUGAUAUACUCUAAUGACUGUGUACCUUGGCAGGGAUUAGAAUGUAAUGAGUUCACAGGUACAGCGCAGGCACACUUGCACGGCUGAACAUAUUGUGCAGAUAAACUAGGUGUGUAUAGUAUGUAAUUGUAUAUAGGCGGAAAGAUUUUGAAAGGGAGCGUGUGAGGUUAUGAUCCUGAAAAAAAGCUCUUAUCUGAUGGAGCUUAUUGGGUUUUUAAUUCUUUUUUUUCUCUCUUUCUGUUAACUAUGAAUGGGCCUGUCUGCUCCAUACUACACAGAAAACAAUGCAAAAAAAAAAAAAAAAGAGUUUUAAUGUCUGUCAAAAAAAAACUAUAGCAGGAAUGUUUAUCAUUUUUCCACCUCGAGGCCGUGACAUAAAUGGACAAUUUUGGACAUUUGAACAAAGUCUGUACAUUGUUGAUUUUACUAAUGUUUAUUGUGCAUCCAGUUGUGUGUGUUUGCUCGUUGACUUGCACAAUAAUGCAUGUGUAACAGACAAAGUUGUCGUGAUAGAAUUGGGUCCUUCUACAGAAAGCAGAAAAUAACACAGAUUCUAAAACCUUUUUCCAUCAUUUUUGUUCACUGAUGGCACGACGUCAGGUUUUCUCUUCUAAACGAUGGUUGAGGAAAUCAAAAGGAAGGCUGUCAGAUUCACAACCAAUUUAACUCACACACACACACACACAGGAAAAAAAAAUCAUGUUAAAAUGUUUGACAAUGCUGCGUGCAUCUAUUGUUUCUUCUUGGAUUUAUCAUGUAUCGGACUAAAAAAACAAAUCCCAAAUAAUAAGCUUGGAUAUGGAACAGUUAAAAAAGCUAAAUCUUAUGUGCUUUACAUGAUUCCGCAUGAGGAUGAAGUAAAAGGGAAACAGAGUCACUUCUACAGUAGCAUCCACCGGUUUUUAUUUCUCAUAUAAGGGAGGAUGUUGUAUCUGCUGGUACCAGCACAGUACCUGUGUGAAUGAAAAUGAUGAAUGUAUGGUCAGCGCUACGCAGAUGCAGUAUAAAAGCUGACUGUGCCCUUACAGUACACAGUAUCUAAGCUAAAUAGGUCUAUACACUACAUGCAUAUACACACAGCUACACUUUAAAGCCCUGCAGUUAAUGGAAAGAUGACUACAAGAUUCUGGCAGUUUAAAUGUGCCACAUUUUUUUGUGUUCUGUAACCAUAUUUGUUUGUUUUCCUCCACGUAUGUUUUGUUCCAGACCAGCGUUCAUUGCACCCACUGAUCUCUUACAGUCCUAUACCCUCGCAUGUGUAUAAAUGUACAUAUUUUACAUCA
Messenger RNA from Stegastes partitus (bicolor damselfish), 4097 nucleotides. Its product is annotated as glypican-5-like. Bases 312 to 2147 code for a protein of 611 amino acids. Gene Ontology annotation, biological process: positive regulation of canonical Wnt signaling pathway; regulation of protein localization to membrane; cell migration. The transcript has 9 exons. Gene Ontology annotation, cellular component: cell surface; extracellular region; plasma membrane. The record is from RefSeq and is a predicted model, not a curated record. NCBI's taxonomy places the organism in Eukaryota, Metazoa, Chordata, Actinopteri, Pomacentridae.